CCACGUCGGUCUCUGUGCAGAGCGUCUGCACCGCUGCCCGAUGGUCUGGCCCCAAACUAACUUUUAGACCCGUUUUGUGCUUUCAGUCGUGAACACAGCGGUUCUUCGCCGUCAUAACUCAUCGCCACGUCGGUGCAGCGCUGGAUAUUGAACCUGGAAGGCGCAGAAAUGCUCGCUGUGGUCUGGACUCGUCUCAAAACUGACUGAUGCCUCCACGUCCAGUCCUACCUGCUGCAUGUUGUCGAUGUUGUUGGCCUGGCAGUGCAUGGUGGCUUUUUGAGAGGAAGGGUAACUGGCGACCAUGCCAGGAGGCCGCAGGGGUCCCAGCAGACAGCAGCUAAGUCGCUCCGCUCUGCCGUCCCUGCAGACUCUGGUUGGAGGCAGCGUCAGCAAUGGCACGGGCCUCAGGAGCAGGGGCAUUAACUCGGUGGGUCUGUCUGCACCGCCUCUCUCAGCCCUGAUCACACCGGAGCCGGUUCGUCACUCGAGGAUCCCCGAGCUGCCGUUGGACAGCAGCCUACUGUUCGAGUUCCUGCUUUUUCUUUACCUGCUGGUUGCCUUGUUUGUCCAGUACAUAAACAUCUACAGGACGGUGUGGUGGUACCCGUACAGCCACCCUGCUGCCUCUACCUCGCUUAACUUUCAUCUAAUGGACUACCACCUGGCGAUCUUCAUCACCGUCAUGUUGGCCAGAAGGCUUGUCUGGACAAUUGUAUCAGAGGUUUCUCAGAGCAGCGGGGGAUCGCUGCUCCGCUACGUGGUAUUAAUUGCAGCUCGGCUCAGCUUACUGACCCUUUGCGGCUGGGUGCUCUGCUGGACGCUGGUCAACUUGUGCAAAAAUCACUCUGUGCUUAAUCUCCUCUUCCUGGGAUACCCGUUCGGUGUGUACGUCCCGCUCUGCUGUUUCCAUCAGGAAGGAGGAAAAAGCCAGGCAGCAGCAGCUGAAUGCGAUUACCAAGCUGACCACCAGCAGGCCGACCUGACAGAAGCGCCGUUCUUUCGGCCGCGCGACUUCCUGUUCCUGUUACGAGAGAACCUCAGAGAGCAGUUUUCCAACCCCCCACACAUGCCCACUCACACCUGCCCACCGCACACACACUCAGACACACCAGAGCUCAUCCGAGCAGAGGUGGAAGAGCUGAAGAGCGACUUCAACCGGCGAAUCAAGGAGGUGCUGUUCAACUCUCUGUUCAGCGCUUACUAUGUAGCAUUCCUGCCUCUCUGCUUUGUUAAGAGUACACAGUACUAUGACAUGCGCUGGUCUUGUGAGCAUCUGAUUAUGGUGUGGAUCAAUGCGUUUGUGAUGUUGAUGAGCCAGCUGCUGCCCCCCAGCUAUUGUGACUUGCUCCAUCGCUCAGCUGCCCAUCUGGGCCGCUGGCAGAAACUGGAGCACGGCUCGUACAGCAACACACCUCAGCAUAUGUGGUCAGAAAGCACCAUUUGGCCUCAGGGGGUCCUGGUACGACACAGUCGAUGUCUCUAUAAAGCAGUCGGACCUUAUAAUGUGGCCCUGCCGUCUGAUGUUUCCCAUGCAAGAUUUUAUUUCCUGUUCCACAAGCCAUUGCGGAUCCUGAACCUGCUGAUCUGGAUUGAGUCCAGUGUGGUUUUAUACCAGUUAUACUCUCUGCUGCGCUCUGAGCGCUGGAACCACACGUUGUCUCUGGGCCUUAUUCUUUUCUGCAACUACUAUGUGCUUUUUAAACUUCUCCGAGACAGAAUUGUGCUGGGCAAAGCCUACUCCUAUCCUCCAACGUCCUCCAACGGUUUGGGGCUCAAGUCGCAGUAAAGAAUCUGCUCAGCAAGACCUCGCCUACAAACUCUGGACGUGGAGGGGACACGGACGUGGGGGGGGGAGGUUCAACGGGGUCAAGGGACAGACUGUGAACUCACAAUUGUUUUGAUACGGUUCUAUUUUUAAAGCAAUGUUUAUAUAUACCUAUUUAAAAGAAUAGUUUUAUUUUGUAUACUAUUUCAUGUUACACCGGGCAUUACCACACUGACGACAUUGGCAUGUUGUGUUAAGCUGUUGCUAGGCGACAGGGAAGUCAGAGGGAUGCCUGGGGGUGACUUUCACCAAAGAUAUUUUGAGUACACAUGGCCACUGAUAGAGCAGACUUGGCCUGCGAUUGUCAGUAAAACCAGAUGUGCAACUGAGUUGAGACGAACUAGUUUUGUCUGAGACCCUGAUUGUACUUUAUUCUGCUUCACCCUUGAAUUUGGAGUUUGGCAUUGUUUGGGUUUACAUGAGGGGGAUUUUAUAAUUCUAUAAAUGGUACAAGAAUUUAUGGCAACCCUUUGCUUCUACCCCUCGGGAGAAAAAAACGGGUCAUUUUGGAGGGAAAAAUAUUUUUAUGGGCAGACAGUUGGAGGAGAGAAUCAGUCCAAGUAAUUUCUGGAGCGUAGCUUGUUAAGUGAAUGAAAUGGUAAACUGGUCAAAUCUGCUCACUAUCACCUCUAAAGCUCUCUAAUAAACUCCUUUCCCCUCUAGUUGGAUCUGAACAGAACAGAAUAAUAAAAAACAAAGUCCUAAGUUGAGUUUCUCCACCAAAUCAAAAGGAACAAAAAUCAGUAAUUAGGUUAAACUGGGAUUUAUAUGCACGUCUGGGUCAUGGUAGUAUUUUUUCUGAAAACAGAGUUUAGUUACAUGUCACCAUAGAGCCAAGAGAUGGACAUCAACGCUUAAGCAACAAAAGAAAAGAAAAAGUGUGACAUUUCCCAGAGUAUUUAAUUGUUGAUUAAAACGGAACAGACUAAAACUUUAAAGCAAACUGACCUGAGAUUAGUCGGUAGGAAAGACACAGCGGUACCUUGUGUUCACCGUCUACAGGG
Molecule: messenger RNA, 2829 nt
Organism: Cololabis saira (Pacific saury)
Lineage: Eukaryota; Metazoa; Chordata; Actinopteri; Beloniformes; Belonidae
Gene: tmem39a
Product: transmembrane protein 39A
Exons: 9
Coding region: 302-1786 (494 amino acids)
Biological process (GO): negative regulation of autophagosome maturation; negative regulation of autophagosome assembly
Cellular component (GO): endoplasmic reticulum membrane
Source: RefSeq, a predicted model, not a curated record